Molecule: messenger RNA, 1125 nt
Organism: Populus trichocarpa (black cottonwood)
Lineage: Eukaryota; Viridiplantae; Streptophyta; Magnoliopsida; Malpighiales; Salicaceae
Product: RING-H2 finger protein ATL74
Exons: 1
Coding region: 319-828 (169 amino acids)
Biological process (GO): protein ubiquitination
Molecular function (GO): transferase activity
Source: RefSeq, a predicted model, not a curated record
CGACUCAAAAAAAAUAUCUAGCAUGUCUUCUUCUGUUUCUCUCUUUGGAAUAUCUCUUCACAUGUAAUUCAAUGACCACUAAUUAGGUAAGACAAACUCUAUAUUCCUCUGCUAUCUUUCUUCUCGCAAAGUAUUUGAAUGUGGCUGGAGAGGACCAUUUCUGAUCCAUUUGGUGUAUUAUAGCUUUCUGUUGUCCUAGUUUAGGAUAAUUAUAAUUCCAAACUCUCUUGUAUACAACCCCUUUCUCUAUCUUUCUGACCAAGUAUAUGCUUUUCUUGAGGCCGCCGCGACCGAUCAAAUUAAGUAGGCAAGCUAGCCAUGGAGAUUUCAGUGGUAUACCAUACACACCGCCUAUUCCUGGAUACGGAUUCAGGAAUGCCACCUUCUAACCAAGGAGACGGGAAUUCUAGCGAUUACAUCCUCGGAACUGGUACAAAUUUUGAUGGCAAAGUGGUGAUGGUUUUGGUAGCUUUGCUAUUUGCAUUAGUAUGUGCGUUUGGGAUAAACUCCAUAGCACGUUGUGCCACAAGAAAUGGGUAUAGAAUUGGCUUUGAGACUCCACAACAGGCUGCUUCACGCCUAGCUGCAGCUACUAAUACAGAACUGAAGAAGAGUGCGUUGGGGCAGAUUCCGGUGGUGCCAUAUAAAUCAGGACUACAUAUUCAGGUCAGUACUGAUUGUCCGAUUUGUCUUGGAGAAUUUUCGGAAGGCGAAAAGGUAAGAGUUCUACCACAAUGUAGCCAUGGUUUCCAUGUUAAGUGUAUAGACAGAUGGUUAUUGUUGCACUCAUCAUGCCCCUUAUGCCGACAAGCAUUAGUACUGCCGUAGAAGAGGCGAAUAAGAGAUCAGUCCGGGCGCCAGAAAAUGGGCCUGUGGAUAACUUAGGGCUGUAAAGAGACGAUCAAACUCAAUAAUGGAGCUGUGAGCUGGUUGUUGGCACCAAAGUUUUAAGAGGAGGUCAAGUCUUGGUUCUAUGGAACUUUGUAUCAUUAUAGUAGGAUGUAGGACAAGCAUUGAUAUAUAUAUUUAGGAUGUGUAAGGGUCAGCUUUUGUUACAACUGUUACUAUACUUAUAAAAAAUGUUUGGUAACAUAUAUGUUAAAAAAGUGUUUUUAUAUUUCAACA